AUGUCCGCAACAGUCUCCGAUUUGAGGGAGGUCGACGCACCACCCUCCUUCGAAGCCGCCCGCAAAGCUCAACAGCAAAUCCUGCUUACUAGCGAUGCCUUGCGCCUUUAUUGGACUCUCGAGGGCCCUCUGAGCAGCGCCAUCCGUGUCAUGGACGACAGGCAUUACGACCCCAACACCCCUUUGGCGCCCUAUUGUGACCAGACAGCGCCCUCGCCGAGCUGGUCUCCAGUAUCGCAAUCUCCGCUCACCGAGCCCAAGAUCUCAUCCGUCACCGUGCAUGUCGAGCAGCUCGACGAUUGGGAGGAGCUGUGGCUCGAUAUCCACCGCGACCACGCGGAGCCUGGCCCUCACAAUGAAGCUAGUGAUUUUGCGCGCUUUGGACCGCUUCCCGAUUACGACCCGGACUCGGAUGAGGAGGGCCCGGAGCACUUGUUGCGGUGCUGUCAUCAAGAUCGGCCGCGGAAGACGAAGGUCUCUUUGGUCGUCAAGGCCGCGGGAGAAUUUGUCACAGUUCACGACUACGUCUCCGUGGUUCACCCCUGGCUGAUGAGUCUACGCGAGAAUAUCUUGCAGGCCGCUGGGGACUUGGAGGAUUGUGUGCUGUUGCCAGCGAAUACUAGGUUGAUAGUUGAAUAUGCUUAUGCUAGGCCGGACAUUUUAUAUCUGUAUGAAGAGAAGGAGUGGCAGGAUGUCAGAUUAAAGGAGGGGUAUCUGAAAUCAUUGGAACAGAUAAGAGCUUGGAAACAGCAGAAAGCUUUGCAAGAUCAGGAAGCUAAGAAUAGCAGAACUCUUUAG
This is a messenger RNA of Lindgomyces ingoldianus, 798 nucleotides long. RefSeq lists its product as uncharacterized. The transcript has a single exon. The record is from RefSeq and is a predicted model, not a curated record. NCBI's taxonomy places the organism in Eukaryota, Fungi, Ascomycota, Dothideomycetes, Pleosporales, Lindgomycetaceae. The coding region runs from base 1 to 798 and encodes 265 amino acids.